AUGACUCCCCAACCGUUCAAACUACUCCAUCUACCAAUUGUGGCUCUUCGAAAUGUUCUAAAAUUAUUGAAUCCAAUUGAGUUAUUCGAGUUAUCCCAAUGCUCCCGAAGAGCCCUCUCCAUCAUACCACUAUCCGGCAGCAAACAUUUCAAGCUGCACAUGAACCAGUUUUCUAGCUCCAUUCAUGUCAAUGACUACGCUUUUCGUAUGUAUAAUAAUGACGUUCAAUCGGCAUAUAUUCUGCAUGGAAACCGUACUUUUAUGGAGUCAACAGUAAAGAUUCGCCACCAUUCAGAGCGUGAGAUCAUUAGUUUCUGGGAGGAUCGGCAUGUCAGAUUGAAGACUGUCUUCUUCCAUCUCUCAAACGUAUUCAAAUGCCCAAUUGAAUGCGCCAGGUUUUUGAAUACAAUUCCAGCAGUGGUCUACAUGUCGAUUAUCGAUUUUAUCAGUAGUCGUCAGUCUGAAAUCAAUGAACUCAAUGUCGGUGGCGAAAACCUUUCUGAUGAACAUGUGAUUGAGAUAUUUGAUAAAUUGAGAGUCGCUGACCAUCUAGAAAUGAGUCAUCAAUUUUCUAUAACCCCAUCAAUUCCAUUCAGCUCAAAAUCCAUUUCUAUCUGGAACUCCGCUUGGAUCACAACUGAACACUUGAAUUUGAUGAAGCACUGUAUAGUAAUUGAACUACAUCGGUCUACAUUAACUGAUCAUGAUAUGACAUUGUUUUUGAACGACUGGAAGUCUGGACAGUUUCCAAAUCUUCAAUAUUCAUCCAUCAAAAGCAGUUUUCUUAGCAAAAACUUUACUCCAUUCGGAUUACCGUCACUUCAAAAUACUGUCAAUCCACAAUAUUAUGCAAGAAUCAUCUUUGGUUCGCCAAGAGUUAUUUUUGGAGCUAUCGAUUUUCAGAGAAAUGAUGGAGUUGUAGCAAAAGUUCGUUUCGACGAUCAAGAUGGAGAUUUGCAAAUUCUGUUGUUCUAA
Molecule: messenger RNA, 975 nt
Organism: Caenorhabditis remanei
Lineage: Eukaryota; Metazoa; Nematoda; Chromadorea; Rhabditida; Rhabditidae
Exons: 3
Coding region: 1-975 (324 amino acids)
Biological process (GO): embryo development
Molecular function (GO): protein binding
Source: RefSeq, a predicted model, not a curated record